AUGAAAUGUCAUGAUAAUAAACCAGCUUCAUAAUCUUAUUAAUUUCUCGAUAAAUUAGGAGAGGGGUAUUUUUAUCACAUUGAAAUAAUUAGUUCCUUUGGAUUUAUAUGGAAGGUCAAACAAAUACAAACUGGUCAAAUAUAUGCUUGUAAAUUAGUCAAGAAUUCGAUGAAGAAGGAAAAAACUUUACUUUAAAGAGAAGUAAAGAUCCUGCAUUUAUUAAAAGGGAAAAAAGGUAUGAAAUAAAUGAAAAUAGGUUUUACUCAAAUAAUAACAUCAGGUUAGGAUCAUAAAAAUACCUAUUUUAUAAUGAAUUUACUUGGAGAUAAUUUAGAAUAAGUGAGAACAAAAUAUGGGAAUUUUAAUACUACUACUAUAUUAAAUACAGGUUAAUAGAUGAUUAUGUUACUUAAAGAGCUACAUAAUACUAACAUUAUUCAUAGAGAUAUAAAGCCAGAAAAUUUUGUAGUUCAUUAAGAGAAAGUACAUCUAAUUGAUUUUGGACUAUCAAAACUAUAUAUUCAAGAUGGAAAACAUUUAGAAUUCAGAGAAAAUAAAGGUAUGAUAGGAACAGCUCGUUAUGCUUCAAUAAACUCAUUAAAAGGAAAUGAAUAAUCAAGGAGAGACGAUCUUGAAUCUGUAGGUUAUUUGUUAAUUUAUUUAUAUAUGGGAACUCUACCAUGGAAUAAUAUCACAGCUGAAGAUAAGAAGAUUAAAUAUUAUAAGAUUUAAAGAAUGAAAGAGACAUUUAAACCAGAGACUUGUAUAAAUUUACCCCCUGAACUUACAAAAUAUAUGGAAUAUGUUAAACGUUUGAAGUUUGACUAAAAACCUGAUUAUGAAUACUUGGAAAACUUGUUCAAAAGAGGAGAAGAUUUUACUCGAAGUCCUAAACUGUAAAUUUAAUAAAGCCAGUUAUAAAUUAAAUCAAAUUUAUUGCAUUUAAAAAGUAUUGAUAUGAACCAAUGUUUGACAUCUAGAAAAUCAUUACAUUAAUAAGAAAACACAAGUAGAAGAAUUACAUUAGAAGAUUUAAGUUCGACAGGAGCUGACAUUAUAGAAGAAUUAGAUAAAGAUGAAGGUAUACAAUUAAAGAACUUAUCAGUUGGCAUAAAAUAACCACAAGGAAUAAAUUUAAUAAAUAAAUUGAGAACAGGAUCAGAUUAGAUUUAUGAAAUCGAGGAUAAGCUAAAGACUAAUUUAUUACCUAUUUCCUUAAAAUAAUUAUAAUGA
Messenger RNA from Paramecium pentaurelia, 1233 nucleotides. Lineage: Eukaryota; Ciliophora; Oligohymenophorea; Peniculida; Parameciidae. The record is from the annotation of a GenBank genome assembly.